UUUUCAGGGAAACAGAAAACUGUUAUGAAGAGGAACCAUGUCACAUGAGUCGAUGUUACAGCCGUACCAGCCUUAUGACAAGUCUGAUGUCAUAGAAGGCCGUCUGACCAAUCAGGAGAGUAUGAUGAGCGUGCUGCUUGAGCAGGCGUUGAGGAUCAAGGAGGAGGUGGUGGCCAGUCUGCACUUCACCGAGGGCACUGUCCAGUCAGAGACCUCUUCUCGCAGGCUGCUGGAGAGCCACAUCCACACCAUCACACACAUCGUCAAACAGCUCAGCACUGACAUCCAGUCUCUGAAGAGUCAGAUAGCCCAGCGGGACAGUGUCACCUCUGGGACCUCUUUUGCUAUGCAGAGUCUGGAUCACAAAAACCUGGCUGGCAUUGGAGACCUCAGGGGCAGGGUGGCCAGGUGUGAUGCCAGCAUUGCCAAGCUGUCAGGUGAUGUGAGUGACAGGGCACAGAAGAUCGUCAGGCUCCAACAGGAGGUGUCAGAGGUCAAGUCAGGUCUGGGAGAGCGACUGAGAGAGAUGGACAUCAAGGUUAGAGGCUCUGAACAACUGGACUGCUUGUACCAGGGCCAGCUGUCUCAGGCAGUUAGCAGACUGGAGGUGUUGCUGGUGGAGCAGACCCACGGCCAGAGAAACAGCUGGACUGAUCUGCACAGCCACAUCAAGCUCCUGGAGGCCAAGAGCUCUGGUGGGGUAAGGGAGGCGAGGGAGGACACAAACAGACUGAGGAUGUGGACAGAGCAACAGCUACGUAGCUCAGCACAGGCACACAGACAUGGCAGCGAGGUGCUACGGUCACUACUGCAGGACAAAAUGGUGGAGGCGGAUGGGAGGCUCAGUGAGCAGUUCAGGCUGCUGUCAGUCCGUGUGGAGAGAGCAGAGAUCCAGCUGGAACAGGAGCGCCAGGCAGACAGGGUGAAGCACUCGAAGAGUAAACUCCACAACAGGAUCAGCACAGUGGAGACAAGCCUCCGGGAAGAGCUGCAGCUGAUCAAACAGGACUACCAGUCAGGGUUCCAGUCUAUCCAUGAUGCCAUAGACUCGCUGAGGCAGAUCGGUGACACCAAAGCCCGGCUAGACAAGGAGAAGCUGCAAAAGGACAUCAAACAAAUCCGCAGGAAGAUGGUGGAGCUGAGAGAUGUGUGACACCACAGGUCACACUGGAGUAUGGGACUGCAUGGUCACACAGACCAGUAAUGACAUCUCAUAUUCAAAAUUGUAUAUAAUCUUGAAUGACACAGAAGUCCAUGAUCACUGGGAUCCACAUGGUAUAUUGAAGUGUGCUACUCAUCAGGAUUUUGAUGGAAUGCUUUCACUUUGAAACCUUUUCAAAUCACUGAUUUAAUAGCAAAAAUAUAUAAUGUAGUUAAUCUGAAGCAAAUCUUUCCUAAAAAUUCCAGAAAUGUAUC
Messenger RNA from Coregonus clupeaformis (lake whitefish), 1416 nucleotides. RefSeq names its product family with sequence similarity 81 member B (gene fam81b). The transcript has 10 exons. Lineage: Eukaryota; Metazoa; Chordata; Actinopteri; Salmoniformes; Salmonidae. The record is from RefSeq and is a predicted model, not a curated record. Bases 38 to 1153 code for a protein of 371 amino acids.